This is a messenger RNA of Helicoverpa zea (corn earworm), 3699 nucleotides long. Its product is annotated as solute carrier family 22 member 6-like. The transcript is spliced from 8 exons. Gene Ontology annotation, cellular component: membrane. The coding region runs from base 446 to 2050 and encodes 534 amino acids. Gene Ontology annotation, biological process: transmembrane transport. The record is from RefSeq and is a predicted model, not a curated record. NCBI's taxonomy places the organism in Eukaryota, Metazoa, Arthropoda, Insecta, Lepidoptera, Noctuidae. Gene Ontology annotation, molecular function: transmembrane transporter activity.
CACUAAUACAUAUUUAUUUUCUGUUUACGUUCGGUUCGGGAAGCACGUGGCGCCGGCCUGACUUCCGCGAAGACUGAUUUGCAAUAUCAACCUAAUUUGUUGGACGAUAAGGUUCAAUAUUAUUGGCAGUACAUUAUCGCGAAGGGGGUCAACUGUCAAGCUAGGCAGUUGUGCGUCUCCUUACAGCUAUCAGUCUGACUGAAACAGGUGAUCCUGAAGGGCGCGGGCGCCGGCGGGUGUCGGGGGAUGCCGGCGGGUGUCGGCGGUGGCAGCGUGGGCGCUCGCGUGGCUGCGCUCGCCUUGCCACUAGCACGCCGACCUUCUGGCUGGAGGGACGCCACACUCUUAGUUGGUCUAUUCCGCGAGCAAAUAGGUAUUCAAAGUAUUAGAAGCAGUAGCAGAGCAGUAGUGUGCAGUGUCGGUGUGGAGUGAGCAGCAGUGCGCGAUGUCGGGCGAGGAGUGGUGCGCGGGCUGGGGCCGCUGGCAGGCGCGGCUGGCGCUGCUGCUGGCGCUGCCGGUGCUGCUGACGGGCGCGUACGGCACCAACUACGUGUUCCUGGCCGCGCCCACGCCGCACAGAUGCCACGUGCCGGAGUGCGAGGGCAACUCGUCGAUGGGCGUGGCGAGCGCGGCGCAGUGGUCGGGCGCGUGGGAGCGCUGGGCGCUGCCGGCGGGCGCGCGCUGCACGCGCUGGGCGGCGCGCGAGCACGCGUGCCAGCCGCACCACUUCGACAACACUAGCGCCGUCGCCUGCGACGCCUACGUCUAUCAGCACGGCAGCAGCAUCGUCGCUGAGUUCGACCUGGCCUGCCAGGAGUGGAAGCGCUCGCUGGUUGGCACAGUGCACAACAUCGGCAUGCUCAUAUCGCUGCCCAUCAUGGGCUUCGUCUCUGACAGAUGGGGGCGGCGCUCGGCGCUGGUGGUGAGCGGCUGCGGCGCGGGGCUGCUGGGGCUGGCCAAGUCCUUCGCCGGCUCCUACCACGCCUACCUGCUGGCCGAGCUGCUGGAGACGGUGUUCGGCGCCAGCGUCUACCCCUGCGCCUUCGUGCUCAUGAUCGAGUGGCUGGGCGUGCAGCAGCGCAUCCUGGCGAGCCUGGUGCUGGGCGUGCCGCUGGCGCUGGGAGCGGCCGCGCUGGCGCUGCUGGACUACGCGGCGGGCUACUGGCGCACGUGGGCGCGCCUCGCCUACCCGCCCUCGCUGCUGCUGCUGCUCUACCCCUGGCUGCUGCCCGAGAGCGUGCGCUGGCUGGUCUCCCGCGGCCGUCUGCGCGAGGCAGCUCACGCCGUGCGCCGGGCGGCUACAGCCAACGGGGUCCGGCUAGGCGAUGCCGCGCUCGACAAGAUGUUGCUGGACAAGGAACAGAUCGGCGCCAGUGCCGAGUCCAACAUCGAUGAGGGACUGUUCGCUGCAAUCGUCAAAUACGGCGUGCUGCGGCGGCGUCUGUGCGUGUGCUUCGCGUGGUGGAUGUCGGCGGUGUUCGUGUUCUACGGGCUGGCGGUGCAGGCGCGCGCGCUGGCGGGCCCGCCGCACGCCGUGUACGCGCUGGUGGCGGCCGCCGAGCUGCCGGCGCUGCUGCUCAACACGCUGCUGCUGGACCGCGUGGGGCGCCGCCCGCUGCUCACCGCCGCGCUGCUGCUCACCGCCGCCGCGCUCAUCGCGCUCAGCUCUCUGCCGCAAGCGAGCGGCAUGCUGGGCACGGCGCUGUUCCUGUGCGGCAAGAUGGGCGCCACGAUGACGCUGAACGCGCUGUACGUGUACACGGCGGAGCUGUUCCCCACGCGCGCGCGCCAGCGCCUGCUCGCCGCGUGCUCCACGCUCGGCCGCGUCGGCGCCAUCCUCGCGCCGCUCACGCCGCUGCUGGCGGAGUACAAGUGGUGGCUGCCCACGCUGCUGUUCGGCGCGCUGCCGCUGGUGAGCGCGGCGCUGACGCGGCUGGUGCCGGACACGCUGCACCGCCGCCUGCCCGACACCUUCGCCGACCUGGACGACUCCUCGCUGGACGAGCCCGCGCCGGACCAGCCCGCCCAGGCCCUGCCUGACGCCGUCUGACGGACACGUGCUACAAUACUUGCAAGGUUUCGCGUUCAAUACUGCCUGGUGUUAUGUCAGACGCACUGCUCAAGUUUGUUACAUAUACAUAGGUGAUUACAAUAAUUUAUUAUUGGAAUCUUGUAAAAUAGGUUAGCCAACAAAAAUACGGGUCUGCGUCGUACAACGACAGCGGGCCAGUUAUUUUAUUUCUACGAGUACAACUAAGAUAAGACGAUGCUCAUGUACCAUGUACCCCAGUUAACUAUAAGUAAAGGGAAGUACAGUCUGGGACCACACGCUAUUGUCAUAAUGCCUGAAAUAUGAUUUCAGUGCUGAUAGCCGCUCUCUGUAAACAAUUGUAGGGCUAACAGCCUCGUUGUAGAGGUAAUAUAUUAUCAUGUAUUAUAAUUUCAUUGUUAGGGUAAUCUUACAAGUUUUGUUGUGUCUAUUAUAUUUAAGAAAAUCUAAAAUACAUAGGUAAGCUUUCAAACAUCCCAGUUAUGUAAUGAUUUAUUAAUCAUUAAUUUACUUUAGUUUUAAGGAAACAAUAUAAAACCGCAAGUAUCCGCGCAUGGGAGGGCCCAUAUGUGUCUUUCGUAGAUAUGAAACAGUCUGUUUGUGGAAACUUGAAGUAUGUAGUUUAGCAGAAACGACUGACGACUCAGUGCUUACCCUUGUCAGAACUUUGUCAGAUCAUCUGACCACAUCAUCAUGAUCAGCCUUUGUAUUGUCCCACUGCAGGGCUGCGGCCUCUGCCCAUAUAGAGUAGGAGUGAACGUUAACCGCCAUGUACGCAGGCGGAUUGGCGAUACCUUUGAAGCCAGGUUUAAUCAAGAUAUUUUCCUUCACCUCACUCAGUGAUUGGUGUCCAAGUUAUACUUAUAAAGUACAAUAUAAAACUUCGAAAUGUUGCGCCGCGUUAUCAUGGCCCGUUCGUUCCUGCUAAAUUACUUACGUUCAGCCGAGCAGACGUUUUACUUAUACGUACCUUCUGCGUGAUACCCAGCAGCAUCAAUCUCACUAGAACCGACCUGAGAACCCAAUAAAUAUCAUUUUAUAUGGAGAGAAUACAUGUGAUGUAGCAUGAAUAGUGACGAAUAUGGAGGUCUGCUUACUAUUUAACAACAUACACACAACAUAAUAAAAUCCCUGAUAAGGCUAAUAGGAAGACUAGAGUAUAGUACAUAUGUCCAAGAGAGGAAAGGGGGGUGGCUGUUUUGCGGUGACGUGUGUUUGGUACUACAACAAGGUUGGCGAUACCAUACAUUCCGUGAAGAUUAUGCUCCAGUGGGUAGCACCAUAUUAUGUGUUAGCAGGCCACAUAACGAUGUUCACACAAUGCGUGACAGCAACCCGUCCCGUGCUCUCGGCGUCAUGUCUCUCUCAUGAAUGAUCUCAAGGAGCUGUUGUAUGACACGGUUCCGAAUGCAGUACAAAUAUCUCUGUUGGCAAUUAACGCUAAGGUUGAACCGAAGGUAAAAUUCGCAGUAAGCUGAUAACUUGAUACUUGUUACGAUAAUGUAAUGCUACAUACACUUGAGUCCACGACAAUGUUCUGUAGUAUAGUAUUAGUAGAUAGUAUCAGUGCUGCCAGUACAAGGCGGAUGCACGCUCAUCUUAUGAUAGUAUUAAAGUUAAGACAUUAAACGACAUUUUAAUUAACCGUA